Messenger RNA from Xylaria bambusicola, 677 nucleotides. RefSeq lists its product as uncharacterized. Bases 189 to 626 code for a protein of 145 amino acids. NCBI's taxonomy places the organism in Eukaryota, Fungi, Ascomycota, Sordariomycetes, Xylariales, Xylariaceae. The record is from RefSeq and is a predicted model, not a curated record. The transcript has a single exon.
GAGCACUACUGACGGAACUCUAGUCUAUACAAAACAAGUAUGGGAAGGGGUUUCGGGGAGAUUGAAAGCAAAACUACAGUUCUACGCUACUCGAAACGUAGAUCAUGAAAAACUGCCCAGGGACCAACGAGAGAAAGAUUGUCAUAAACACUGUGGAUAGACACCCUUGCUCCUGAGGCACGCCAUACAUGGGAAUAAAGAACUUUGGACUAUCAUCAACUGCGACUUCGACGGCGAUCGUGCGUAGAGGCGGGGUAGAUCAGAUCAUAACUGCACGACUCUCGAACAAGAAGUUCGAACACGACGCGAUGCACACACCCCAUAUGAGCAUGACCACGAUCCUUACUAGCUACGGCAUACGCAGUAUCUUCACAGACAGUAAUAACUUCAUUGCAACAUUAUUAUCAAAGUCCAGCUUGUCUCGCGCUUCCAGUCUCGACCAUCUGUAUGUUCUCUCUCUCUCUCUCUAUCUCUUUUUCUUCUACCCCAUACUCGACUGUUGGUGGAUACCUUCUCUCUAUAACUGGUUGUCUCCUGUCGGUGCGAGACCGGCCAUCCUAAUUUUUACAUUAAGCCUCGCAGUUUAUUACAUCGUGCCAUGUGCUGGUCCCUGUCUACUCGGAUGAGCCAUAUGCGGCUAGUUGUAAAAGUGCCAAUAUAGCUGACACUUCACAAAU